AUGCACAGACUGGAGAUCCCCGGGCUAUCCAGCCAGAACCCGGAUGCUCCCCGCGUCUUCUCGUUCCCGGCCUCGCAGGCGCUGCACGCGUCCACCGCGUUUGCUGCCUCAGGCACCACUGCCCUCUCGACGGGGCUGCCAGCCCUCGACCAGGCCUUCACGGACGGUCUGGAUCUGGGGGAUGGAGAGUCGAAGGGUCUCCCUCUUGGCCGGGUCACUGAGAUCUUCGGUCCCCCGGGAGCGGGGAAGACCUCGUUGGCCCUCAGCGCAGCAGCCACGGCUCUCCGCAACGGUGAUCAGGUCGUCUGGAUUGACAAAUACCUCCUCACCCGCAAAUGGAACGUGAUCAGCGACCUCGCCACCAAGCUCGUCUCCCUAGCCCACGCAAACCACAUCGCCGUGCUGGUCAUCAACCAGACACAUACCCGCAUCCGGGGGCAAGUCCGCGCCACCCUGUGUCCGAUCCUGGGGGCAGGGGGUGGGAGAGUGCCGUGUGGGGAAGGGUGGGGGUUUAUGGGGAUUUUGUCUAUCCGGGGGAGGAGGGAUGGGUUGAAGGCGAUUGAGAGGGGGGUGGAAGUGGGUGAUGGGGGUGGACGGAGCCCUGAGGGACAGGUGCAGAUACAGGUUCAAGAGGUGUUGGGGCAAGAAGAGGUACCACUGGGGGAGAAGGAGUUACAAGAACAAGACGACUUUCAAGAGCAGGGACAAUUACAACAACAGGGGGACAUCCAAGAGCAGGAGGGUUUGCAACAGCAGGAAGUGCCACAAGAGGAUCUCCAGCAAUACGCCCCAGAAAAAGACGCUCAAGAUCAAGAUCAAGAUCCUCAACCCCAAGCAGCACAGCUACCAGCGCCCCAAUACCCAGAACCCGACUCCCAUCCCCGUCACCAUCCCCACCAAACCGAACCCGAAACCCCCCAUCGCAAACGAAAAGCGGCCGAGAUCGCAGACAGCCAAGACGAGGAAUCGGACGGUGAGUUCGACUGCGAUGAGACGGGACUAUAGCAUCGCAUCGCAUCGCAUCAGACUUCUCCAGUCUAGUGCUUCGCUUCGAUAUACCCAGAAUUCAAGACGAUGAAACAUUAAUUCUGUAUGAUAUGCUACAUGUUACGUGUUACGCCGAACGCCUCGCUAUACUAUAUAUAUACUAUGCUGAAGGUAGCCGCCGAUGAGGUUUGAAGAAGGGGGGAUGGGAAAUCC
Messenger RNA from Aspergillus heteromorphus CBS 117.55, 1200 nucleotides. RefSeq lists its product as uncharacterized. The transcript is spliced from 5 exons. NCBI's taxonomy places the organism in Eukaryota, Fungi, Ascomycota, Eurotiomycetes, Eurotiales, Aspergillaceae. Gene Ontology annotation, biological process: DNA repair; reciprocal meiotic recombination; meiotic DNA recombinase assembly. Gene Ontology annotation, cellular component: Rad51B-Rad51C-Rad51D-XRCC2 complex; replication fork; Rad51C-XRCC3 complex. The record is from RefSeq and is a predicted model, not a curated record. Bases 1 to 1005 code for a protein of 334 amino acids. Gene Ontology annotation, molecular function: ATP-dependent DNA damage sensor activity; ATP binding; crossover junction DNA endonuclease activity.